UUGAACGCAUUUUUCAGCCAUGGCCAAAGUUUCCAGCCUCAGAGCUGUGCCUUUGAAAGAGCUUGUGGAGUCACAAGAAACCCGCAGACAGCUAUGCGGCGGUCAGCUGCUGUUGCGGAUUCGACUUGCGCCAGACGAGGUAGCAUCACUUUACGAGCCCGAUCCAUUGUUCAGCUUGGUGCCACGGGUGGCAUAUCUUCCCUUUCUCUUCCAUGACGUUCUGGAGCACUUCAAGAAGUCGAUUUCAAGAAUGGGGCAGCCAUAUGAGCUGUGGUUCGACUACAACAACAUUGCCUUGAAGUGGCACUUCCCUGUGGGCGUACUAUGCGAUUCAGUGGUCGGCAUGGAGGUGCCAGUUCCAUGGGAUCUCACCGUGCACUUCCGUGGCAACUCCUCCUUAACGAAAGACCUCCUACCGUUUAGUGGGAUGGCCGACCUGCAGAGAUCCGUCAUGAAUGCUUUUAAGCAGGCCAUUUUCCUAGAGAUUGGCUCUGCCGCUCGAUUCAUGCGCUUGGAGAAGAAAGAACAUAUGACGCUUUGGAAUGCAAUCCUGAAGAGCGACUUGGACACCUUUUCCCAGGUGAAAGAGAAGCUGAUGUGCACCAACUUGGUGGAGUGCAAAAGCGUAGCAGUGAGACUACACCUCUGGUCUGCGGAUUCCACACAUGGCUCCAACUGCGAUGUCUUGUUGCACAGGGCACCACCUCUUGAUGAAGAUGGCACGGCCAACACGGUUCAAGAUUUCUUGAACUUGGCAAUGCCACCACUCCUCAAAGAUGGCCAGUUGGCCGAAGGAGUGGAGAUUCUCUUGCAGGGAUUGCAAGUUCCACUUGACACGCCUCUAUAUUGGCUUUCUCUUCACGCCAGCUACUUGGAUCACUUUGUUCAUUUGGUUGCUCGUAUGCCAGACACUUCCUUCGGUGAUACCGUCAACCAGUAGGGUUGAAGUGUAAGGAAAGCAGAGAACAGAUGUAUUCCCAAAGAAGUACAGGAAAGGUUUUCGGAAUACAUUGCUUCGCUCAAGCUUCGUCCAGUUGACCAUACUGAAGAAGCUCAUCCUGCUGAGCAGGUUCAUCUCUGGAGUCCGGAGAACUUAGAGGUAUCCGAUGGUAUCCGAACCGUCCGAACCCUUCCAGAUUCUGCACAAAGAUGUUAGGGCCUCCAGAAAGUUAGCGGUUCCCACAUGGCACUGCCUUGACAAUGUGGAAAGGACGCGAGAGAAAA
Messenger RNA from Cladocopium goreaui, 1224 nucleotides. Lineage: Eukaryota; Dinophyceae; Suessiales; Symbiodiniaceae. The record is from the annotation of a GenBank genome assembly.